UCGAAACUAAACAUGCAGGAACUGAAUUAGAAUGCAGUAGGCACUGCGUUGCUCAUGAAUCAUGUGUGUCAGUAAACUACAAAACCUCUGGAGCCGGUAAAGGUCGAUGUGAGCUCAACAGCAAAACCCUUCAAGACACAUCUGACGAUGAUGAAAGUACGAGAAAUCGCGAGUUCAAACAUCUUUAUAUGAUCAAAAAGAUAUCUUCGAAAUCAAUUCCAACAAGUAACCCGAAGCUUAAGUUGUCACAAAGCCCCUCCAAAGAAAAUUCAAAUGAUGCCAACAAAUCGUGCAGGAUUUUACGAACAAAAUAUCCAUCAUCUGAUAGUGGAAAGUAUUCCAUAAAGCCUGAAGGACUAAACCUCACGGUUCGAGUAUUUUGUGACAUGGUUUCAAAGAAUGGUGUUGGUGUGACAGAGAUUGGACAUGACAGUGAAUCGAGAACAUUAGUUAACGGAUAUAAUCCUCCAGGUUCUUACAAAAGAAAGAUUAAAUAUAACAUUUCCAUGGAGCAGAUUGUCGCGAUUAUCAAGCAGUCGAAGAAUUGUGAGCAGUUUAUAAAAUAUGAAUGUUUUGGUAGCAUGUUGUUGACUGAUUCCGACGGAUGGUGGGUAUCACGUCAAGGUUCAAACAUGACUUACUGGGGUGGAGCGGCAGUCGAUAGUGGAAAGUGUUCAUGUGGAAUGACCAACAGCUGUGCAGGUGGAAAAAAAUGUAAUUGUGACAUGAAUGACUACGCAUGGCGUGAAGACAGUGGAUACCUGACAGACAAGAACACGCUGCCUGUUACUGAACUGAGAUUUGGCGAUACAGGUAUACUUGACGGUUUCAAUGAGCGUGGUUAUCAUGCGCUGGGUAAAUUACGCUGCUGGGGAUAAGAGAUCGAACAUCAAACCUGAUA
Molecule: messenger RNA, 901 nt
Organism: Dendronephthya gigantea
Lineage: Eukaryota; Metazoa; Cnidaria; Anthozoa; Malacalcyonacea; Nephtheidae
Product: neurexin-4-like
Exons: 3
Coding region: 189-878 (229 amino acids)
Source: RefSeq, a predicted model, not a curated record